Messenger RNA from Colletotrichum spaethianum, 2856 nucleotides. RefSeq names its product phosphatidylinositol 4,5-bisphosphate-binding protein SLM1. The record is from RefSeq and is a predicted model, not a curated record. The coding region runs from base 1 to 2856 and encodes 951 amino acids. The transcript is spliced from 3 exons. NCBI's taxonomy places the organism in Eukaryota, Fungi, Ascomycota, Sordariomycetes, Glomerellales, Glomerellaceae.
AUGGCCGCUAGAUCCCCGCUCGCGUCUUCAUCUCCCACGCCUAGGUCCAACCACGCGCCGCACCUCGCCGACUCCGAUUCGUACAGGGAAAGAGAGAGGGAACGGGACAGAGAAAGAGACGUGGAACGGACAGCUGGCUACGGCGCCGCCGCCGCCAUGAACUCAAAUCGCACUUCGUCCUAUUUCCCUCAACAACCCGCCCAGCCCUCCUCCUCUUACACCUCGAAUGCCGCCGUAGCUUCCUACUCUACUCCUCCUCGACAGACUGCUCCUCUGCGAUACGACGAGGACCGAGAGACGCAGUACAACACUCUUGCCAACUCCCACAACGUACACCAGGCGCAACACUUGCCUCCAGAAGGCGACGUCGCAUAUUACGACAACCCGGACGCCAACAACAGCACCAACCUGGCAGUGCCCUCCGCUACUGCUCGCGGCAAGUUUACAGAAGAAUGGGAUGCGAGCCAAAGAGGGAGUAGCAUAAUUGAAGGUCAUUCGUCCAACAUGCCGCGAUCCAACUCGUUCGUCUCCAACAAUGGGGAGGAUCACUUGAGCCUUCCCUCGCGCCACAACACCCUCAAGAAGAAGAACUCGCUGCGCAGGAACGGCAGCCUAAAGCGCAGCAGCAGUCGGAGAAGUAUGAAGGCCGGCAGCGUACGCAGCUUGGCUCUGCAGUCCUCCAACGACCCCGACGAAAUACAUAGCGCAUUCCACUGUCCAGUUCCGACAUCUGGGAAUCCAACCGAAGCUUUGGCCGCUAGAUUUCAAUCGUGGCGCAAGAUCCUCAAAGACCUUAUCGCAUACUACCGUGAAAUUCAAUCAUAUUACGAGCACAAGUCCAAAUCGCUUCUGAAGCUUGCCAACGUCGCCAACAAUAUUGCCAGCCCCCCUGGUUUUCUCGAUUCUGGUGGCAUCGAUGAUGCGUUGCAAAUACUACGUAGCUACCACAAAGGCGCCAUUCUCGAAUCGAACAAGGCAAAGGACAUUGAAGAGGAUGUUAUCCUAGCUCUCACAGGCCUGAGAAACGACCUUCAUCAGAAGAUCAAAGAAAUCAAGAACUUGUCGGGCGACUUCAAAAACUCGGUGGACAAGGAGAUGGAUAGCACCAAGCGCGCCGUCAAGGCAUUGCAAGACACCUUGGGCCAGACUGAUCUGGACCCCUCGUUGACGACUGGAAAGCAAGAUCCGUACCUCCUGCGUCUCGCCGUCGACAGGCAAGUUGAGCGCCAGAUUGACGAGGAGAACUAUCUACACCAGGCGUACUUGAACCUGGAGAACUCUGGCCGCGAACUCGAGGCCAUUGUAGUGGGCGAGGUCCAAAAGGCUUACAAUGCUUACGCCGGCAUUAUCAAGCGCGAGUCCGACGCCGCUUACAACGCCAUCGAGGAGCUCCGUGUCGGCCCCAUCUCAAUGCCCAAAGAUCACGAGUGGGCGCACUUCGUCCAGAAAGAUGACCAAUUCGUGGACCCCGAUAUCCCAAUUCGGUCCGCCGAACACAUUCACUACCCUGGUCGAGAGCACGUUGCAUGCCAGGAGAUUCGUGCGGGGCUCCUUGAACGCAAGAGCAAGUACCUCAAGAGCUACACAGCUGGCUGGUAUGUACUUUCUUCGACUCAUCUCCAUGAAUUUAAAUCGGCGGACAAGGGCCAAGCCCCCGUCAUGUCACUGUACCUUCCAGAGCAGAAACUAGGUUCGCACUCUAGCGAGGGAGGGUCGUCCAACAAAUUUAUCCUCAAGGGCCGCCAAACUGGAUCCAUGCAUCGUGGCCACACCUGGGUCUUCCGGGCCGAGAGCCAUGAUACAAUGAUGGCCUGGUACGAAGACAUCAAGGUCCUCACUGAGAGGUCACCACAAGAGAGGAGUGAGUUCGUCCGUGGACACGUACGGAGUUUGAGCCAGUCUUCGCAACGAUCCACAAGCAGCGACGGCGUACUCGAAGAUGACGACGACGAGCCAUUCUCAGCGGACGCAGCGGUUGCAGCUAGCACGAGUUCGAGACAAGACGUCCGCCGUCCCGAAGCAGGUGGGCGGUUCCCAUCUGACAUCCAGGUCAACGCGCAGCGAGGCUUACAGGCACCUCUUUCGCCUUCUAGUGUGAGCUCCGGAUUCGACAACUCUGAUCGCGACGCAGUCAUGCAAUCGUCUACCAUGCCGGACAGUAUUCUGGGAGUGUAUCACGGUUCGAAUGAGCAUCCGAAUGGGUACGGCGGCACGGACCGGACACCCAUGGAAGAGAUCCCGUCUCAUGCUGCGGUGGUGACCCAGCAAGCUCGAGAGGACGGAGUGAACCCAUACACGCGCGAGUCACUUCGCCGAUCACAAUCUUUGACUCGUAGGCAGCAGGCAGUCUAUGUACCCGCUGCCGGCAUGCAAAGAGCUCAUAGCCAACAUGCGACACCAGGCAGAUAUGAGGAUGAGUCCAGACCGGUAUCUACUGCCGAUUAUGACCGUGUUCUCGAGACACCAGGCGGUAACGGCCAGUAUGGUCAAUGGAUGAAUAGCAAUGGGAAGUCCUCGCCGGGCAUUCCGAACAAUCAUUUUGCACAGCAAGAAAUAGGUGAAUACUCUGCUUCAGGUGGCCGAGGCCUGGGCGAAGUCGAUAUAAUACCCGCCAUCGGAACGGGUAAUGGGCAUGCUCCUAGCAACGAACACCCCCAGCAGGAUGGCUCGUCUGUCGCUGCUGCUGCAUCCUCUAUUCCCAGGAACCAGGAUGCGCCUCGUCAAAAACAGACAGCAUCUUCCGUCCGGCCUACCUCUGGCACUGUCAGAAACGAUAGCGUUCCAACAAUCUCUAAUCUGCACAUUCCUGGAGAAUACCCUAAGGGAAACGCGGCAGCAGUCGAAUCAAGACGAUGA